This is a messenger RNA of Vitis riparia (riverbank grape), 1127 nucleotides long. RefSeq lists its product as uncharacterized. The record is from RefSeq and is a predicted model, not a curated record. Bases 61 to 861 code for a protein of 266 amino acids. The transcript has 2 exons. Lineage: Eukaryota; Viridiplantae; Streptophyta; Magnoliopsida; Vitales; Vitaceae.
CCUUCAUUCAGGAGAUGGCGCACCGAAAACGCCAUUGUCAAGGGAUGGUUGAUCAAUUCGAUGGACCCUUCCUUGAUUGCCAAUUUUAUCCGAUUCCCAACUGCAAAACAGAUUUGGGAUUCUGCUGCUAUAACCUAUUUUGAUGGGACAGACACGUCUCAAGUCUAUGAUCUCCGACGUCGGGUUACUCGUAUGAAGCAGGCGGGUGGAUCCAUUGAAAAAUACUACAAUGACCUUCAAGGGCUGUGGCGAGAAAUCGAUUUUCGUCGUCCUAACCCGAUGGAGUGUGCUAUUGACAUACAGAAAUACAAUUCCAUUCUACAGGAAGAUCGAGUUUAUACUUUCCUUGAUGGACUAGAUGACAGAUUGGAUAAAACUCGGAGUGAUGUUCUACAAAUCAAACCAUUCCCUACGGUGGAACAGGCCUAUGCAUUUGUCCGUAGGGAAGAGAACAGGCAGACCGUGAUGAUCUCGGGUGCAGAUACUCCUCCAGGAGCAGUUAUGGCAUCCAAAGGGAUCAAAGGCAGCCAUCACCAGAUGCCACCGAAACCUGGAGCUCUUUCCCUAAGCAGCGGGAAAUCCAACUCCUCAUUCAAAACUAAACCACCAUCUGACGCCAUGAAGUGUACCCAUUGCGGCAACUCUAAACACACCCGUGACACCUGCUUCAAACUGCAUGGAUAUCCAGAUUGGUGGAAUGACCUUCAAGCACGGAAAAAACGGGAAAUCAUUGCUAAUGAUAACCACACUGGGAGAGCUGCUGUGGUUACCUGUGAUGCUUCGUUAUCCCUCAUUCCUCAAGCCGAAUCUUCACAUGAUUCAGGAUAUUCUCACCAAGGAGAUAAUUGGGCGUGGUACUAAGAGGGGGGGGGGGUUAUACUACGUGGAUGCCUUCAGUUCGGGAAGAGCAAAUCACAUGCGUCACAAGGUUGGUAACAAGGAGAGGCAGAUUUGGUUAUGGCAUCAUCGACUUGGGCAUCCAUCAUUUGGGUAUUUGAAGCACUUAUUACCUGGGUUAUUUUCAAAUGUAACACAUUUAGAUUUUAAAUGUGAUACUUGUAUCUUAGCCAAAAGUCAUAGGGCUUCUUAUCCCAUGAGCAUGAAUAAAAGUAUGAUUCCUUUUGAUU